Molecule: messenger RNA, 2023 nt
Organism: Microtus ochrogaster (prairie vole)
Lineage: Eukaryota; Metazoa; Chordata; Mammalia; Rodentia; Cricetidae
Gene: Poldip2
Product: DNA polymerase delta interacting protein 2
Biological process (GO): error-free translesion synthesis
Cellular component (GO): nucleus; mitochondrial nucleoid
Molecular function (GO): DNA binding
Source: RefSeq, a predicted model, not a curated record
GACGCCGCCCCGCCGCGGGUCGGGCCCUGUGUCAGCAGCCGAGCGGGCGCUCGGGCGGGACAUGGCAGGCUGUGUGGCCCGACGGGCCCUGGCCGUGGGCAGCCGCUGGUGGUCUCGAUCGCUAGCCACGGCCCGAGGGUCGAGGCCGCUGUGUGCGGUCGGUGAAGCAGGGGCCCUUCCGCCGGUGGCCUCAGCGACGACGCGAAGGCAUCUGUCGUCCCGAAACCGUGCAGAGGGUAAGGUGUUGGAGACAGUUGGUGUGUUUGAGGUGCCAAAACAGAACGGAAAAUAUGAGACUGGGCAGCUGUUCCUUCAUAGCGUUUUUGGCUACCGAGGGGUUGUCCUGUUUCCCUGGCAGGCCAGACUGUAUGACCGGGAUGUGGCUUCUGCAGCUCCAGAAAAAACAGAGAACCCUGCUGGCCAUGGCUCUAAGGAGGUAAAAGGCAAGACGCACACUUACUAUCAGGUGCUGAUUGAUGCCCGCGACUGCCCACACAUAUCUCAGAGAUCUCAGACAGAAGCUGUGACCUUCUUGGCUAACCACGAUGACAGCCGGGCCCUCUAUGCCAUCCCAGGCUUGGACUAUGUCAGCCAUGAAGACAUCCUCCCCUACACCUCCACGGAUCAGGUUCCCAUCCAACAUGAGCUCUUUGAAAGAUUUCUUCUCUAUGACCAGACAAAAGCACCCCCUUUUGUGGCUCGAGAAACACUACGGGCCUGGCAAGAGAAGAAUCACCCCUGGCUAGAGCUCUCUGAUGUGCACCGGGAAACAACCGAGAACAUCCGCGUCACCGUCAUCCCUUUCUAUAUGGGCAUGAGGGAAGCCCAGAAUUCCCACGUCUAUUGGUGGCGCUACUGUAUACGCUUGGAGAACUUGGACAGUGAUGUGGUACAGCUUCGGGAGCGGCACUGGCGGAUAUUCAGUCUCUCGGGCACCUUGGAGACAGUUCGAGGACGAGGGGUCGUGGGCAGGGAACCAGUGUUAUCCAAGGAGCAGCCUGCAUUCCAAUAUAGCAGCCAUGUUUCCCUGCAAGCUUCCAGUGGGCACAUGUGGGGCACAUUUCGUUUUGAGAGACCUGAUGGCUCCCACUUUGAUGUCCGGAUCCCACCCUUCUCCUUGGAAAGCAAUAAAGACGAGAAGACACCACCCUCAGGCCUUCACUGGUAGGCCAGCUGAGGUCCUUGAGUGCUCAGGUUGGGCCCUCAGAACAGCUCUUAACCCAUAAUUGCUGCAGAACUCUAAAUCUCUCCCUAUUAGGGCCAAGUGGGCCUCUUUUGGGAUUGUUUUUGGAGGGAAUUAUAACUUUUCUUGGAAGACCCACAUAAGACUCCUCCAAGGUUGGCCCCUGCCCAGGCCCUGCCUACACCAUGUUCCAGCAAAACUGUCAGGGAACUAUGUUCAGUUGUCACAGAUUGUCUGGAAUGUGAGGUGUGGUCAAUAAACCAGUGCUCACUUGGCCAUGCUGGCCAUUUUAUCUCCAGGGUUUCAGGCUCCCUUGUUGGCCCUCUGGGAACUUUUGGUUGCUUUCAAGUCUCUUCUAGGGAGCCUCUGCUAGUGUGAAUUCCUCAGAGGCUGGGCAUCUCCUGGGGGCACUGGCUGACAGUAGGCUGUGCUAGACUAAGUUCUCAGUCUCUUCUUUACCCUCUGCCCAGUACAGAAGAGGCCAGGAGGCCAGCAUUUAGGGUUUGAGUAGCCUGACUGUAAACACUGAUUAGCCACCAGCACCUCUGGCUUCACAAGACCUGGAGAAGGGUGAGGCAAAACCAGUCAGGUUUCUUGGAGCUGUGGGCUUCUGAGCAUUGAGCAAAAGUCUGUCAGGCAUCCAGACCACAAGUGCAGGAAUUCAGCCAAGAAGCAGCUUAAGUUAUGGACAGUGACCAAGCCAAGCUGCUUUCCGAGCUUCUGUCAGAUCAACGGGAGGCAGAACUGGGCUGCACUUUGCAGCAGUUCUCAGGAUUCCUUCACCCCUGUAGUCACUGUUAGAGGUCCUUUCAUUCUCGCAUUAAACCUCAGUUCCGGUCC